Cynoglossus semilaevis (tongue sole) is the source of this 1254-nucleotide messenger RNA. RefSeq names its product transmembrane protein 50A (gene tmem50a). Lineage: Eukaryota; Metazoa; Chordata; Actinopteri; Pleuronectiformes; Cynoglossidae. The record is from RefSeq and is a predicted model, not a curated record. Bases 51 to 623 code for a protein of 190 amino acids. The transcript has 7 exons.
GCCUGUUAAUUCCCGUAGCACCUGAACGCAACAAAGUCAACUGGGUGUGGAUGAAAUGCGCAUGUCUGUCGCUGAGCUUUGUCGGAAGCAAAGUCGGGUUUAUCCGGGGGUCUACAUCAAAAAAGCAAAUAAAAGGAGCCAUGUCGGGGUUUCUGGACGGAAUCCGGUGUGGAGACUGUGAGUGUAAUGUGGACUGGGGGGAGAGGAGGAACACCAUCGCGUCAAUCGCCGCAGGAGUGCUGUUCUUCACUGGCUGGUGGAUCAUCAUUGAUGCAGCGGUGAAGUAUCCUGAUCAGGGGACGUUUCAUCAUGCCUAUCACACCUGUGGAGUCAUCGCUACGUUGGCUUUCCUCAUGAUUAAUGCCGUGUCAAAUGGCCAAGUCAGAGGAGACAGCUACAGUGAAGGCUGCAUGGGUCAGACGGGCGCACGGGUCUGGCUGUUUAUCGGCUUCAUGCUGGCGUUUGGUUCUCUUAUUGCCUCCAUGUGGAUUCUGUUCGGGGGGUUCGUGGUGCCUCAGAAGCCUAUUGUUUACCCUGGUAUUGCCGUUUUCUUCCAAAAUGCGUUCAUUUUCUUUGGGGGUUUGGUCUUCAAGUUUGGACGUACAGAGGACCUGUGGCAGUAAUGGACGGUGUGUUUUUAUGUCCACUCUUCUACACUUUCUGCUUUCUGUCCUGUGUGAGACGACGCUUUUAGUGGACGUCCACUAAACACAUGAUAUAAUAUGUGAGAGAUAACUUUAAUUUAAACUCUUUGCUAUAUAAUAGCUAAAUCAUAGCUAAGCACAAAGUAUAACAGAUUCCCUGUAAGUCUGGAUAUGUAGCCAUGUUAGUUUGAACAUGUUUUGUUUAUAUUUUUAUUUUUUUGGAGAUUCAUUUCCCUAAAGUGUUGUUUUUUUUAAAAUAUAUAAAUAACAACCUUUAAUUUCAACUGAUAAAGUGGGAAGUUUGUAAAUUAUUUUGAUGAAACUCUUGACUUGCGACACUGUAAACACACAUGAAUACGUACAUAUACUGAAUGUAAUUGUAUAAGGUUGUUUGUAUUUCUGUCAUACGCUGUUGUCAGCUCUGCAGACACGACGUCCGUCAGGUUCAUGCUUCUCAGUCGUUUUGUCUUUGGUUGGCCUGAAACCAGUAGACGUUUUGUGUCUUGUUGUUGAAUUUUACCGCAACAGUUCAUCUGCUUCUUCUUCCACCCAAACCAUGAGGUCUUUUUCUGGUAAUCUUGGCAACAUUAAAACAAACAAACAAACCAAA